AUUCAGGCUGCUGCUGCCGCCGCUGCGCUCGGAGAGAGAGAGAGAGUGAAGUCUCAGCGAUGGAGACAGGAGUUGUAAACAGCGCUGCUGCUCGGUUCUAACAAAGGCAGCCCGCUGACGGGCUCGGGAUUCGGUAGCUGGGUGUUUGUCCUGGUUUGGAGGAGAAGCUGGGGGUCUGAAUUCGCGGCGGAGAGGAGAAAGUUGGGCUUCACUGGGCGCCGGAGUUCGGGGUCUGUUUUCCACCAGAGUUUGUUGGUUAGCGCGCUAGCCGGGGUUUGUUUAGCGGGUUUGGGUGAUUUUAAGAGUGUUUUAAAGCUAUUUCGUGUGUUUACUGUCUGUAAUGGCGCUGCAGGCGAGAGUUUUAUACGACUUUACUUCUGAAAACCCCGGAGAAAUCUCGGUUAAAGAGAACGAGAUAGUGACUCUAUACAGCGAGCAGGAUAUAGAGGGCUGGCUGGAGGGAACCAACAGCCGCGGGGAGAGGGGGCUGCUCCCAGCGUCCUACGUCGAGAUCCAGAAGAGUGGAAAACCCACCUCCUACAACAACAACAGCACUUCUGUGGACGCCUACCAGGGCUCUCGCUAUGCCAACAUUCCCCCAGGAGGCUUUGAUCCAUCCUACAAGAUCCCAAACCAGGUAGAAAGCUAUAACAAGUCUUCUGCUUCAAGUUUUACAACUUUCUCUGGACCACCACCACCAUCAUCCCAGCAGCAGGGCUACUCUGUGAGCCAGGGCAGUGAUGAUGACUGGGACGAUGACUGGGAUGACAACUCCACUGUGGCUGAUGAGCCAGGAGUUGUCAGUGGAGGCUUCCAUGACUUUGAAGGCAAUGGACCCUCCACCUACAGAGUGUCUACCUCCAUGUCCAGAGGUGGAAAUGCACAGCAGGCUAAGAGUUCGGCCACGGUCAGCAGAAACCUGAACAGAUUCUCCACCUUUGUGAAGUCAGGAGGUGAGGCCUUUGUCCUAGGCGAAGCAUCUGGUUUUGUAAAGGAUGGAGACAAAAUCUGCGUGGUGAUGGGUCAGUAUGGCCCAGAGUGGCAGGAAAACCCCUACCCCUUCAGCUGCACUAUUGAUGAUCCCACCAAACAAACGAAGUUCAAGGGAAUGAAGAGUUACAUCUCCUACAAAUUGACCCCGACCCACACGCAAAGCCAAGUAAACAGAAGAUACAAACACUUCGAUUGGCUCUACGCGAGACUGGUGGAGAAGUUUCCAGUCAUCUCUGUUCCACACAUCCCAGAAAAGCAGGCCACAGGCCGCUUUGAGGAGGACUUCAUUUCCAAAAGAAGAAAAGGUCUAAUCUGGUGGAUGAACCACAUGACCAGCCACCCAGUUCUGGCCAGGUGCGACGUCUUCCAACACUUCCUCACCUGCAGCAGCACAGACGAAAAGGCUUGGAAACAAGGAAAAAGGAAGGCAGAGAAGGACGAAAUGGUUGGAGCCAACUUCUUUCUCACCAUCAGCACUCCAGCGGCCCCACUUGACCUCCAGGAGGUGGAGAGCAAGAUUGAUGGAUUCAAGGCCUUCACCAAAAAAAUGGACGACAGCGUGAUCCAAGUCAACGCCACCCUCAACGAGUUUGCGAGAAAGCAGAUAGCUGGAUUUAAGAAGGAAUACCAGAAAGUUGGACAGUCCUUUAAAUAUCUCAGUCAGGCCUUUGAGCUUGACCAGCAGGCAUACUCCACUGGUUUGAACCAAGCCAUCGCAUACACUGGGGAGGCCUACGAAGCCAUUGGUGACUACUUUGCAGAGCAGCCAAAACAAGAUGUGGACCCUGUGAUGGAUCUCUUAGCACUAUAUCAAGGACAUCUCGCCAACUACCCUGACAUCAUCCAUGUCCAGAAAGGUGCCUUAACGAAGGUAAAGGAGAGCCAAAAACACGUGGAGGAGGGCAAGAUGGAGAGACAGCAGGCUGACGGCAUCAACGAGCGCUGCAACAUCAUCUCUUUCGCCACACUGGCUGAAAUCCAGCACUUCCACCACAUCCGUGUGCGCGACUACAAGGCACAGAUGCAGCAUUACCUACAGCAGCAGAUCAGCUUUUUCCAGAAGGUCACAGGGAAGCUCGAAGAGGCCCUGAGGAAGUACGACAACGCUUAGAUCCACCACGGCUGGACCUCGCGCACCACCCUUCACCCCUCUCCUGGUGUUAGCACUAGACGAGAGUUAGCCAGCCCCAGUUUAGCAAUACUUUACUCCGAGAGACGAAAAACAACCCCCCUCUCGGUUAUCUACACGAAUUCUUUACCCACACAAUGAACGUCUUGCCACGGCUCUGAGGGGCUAAAUAAAGCUUGGGUGAAAAUAUGUGGCGAGAUAGUGUUAACCCUCUCUAGGAGAGGUCGUUCUUUCCAGAAAACGGGGAGGGCCGAUGGGCUGAGCUUUAGACAGCGACGAAUGGGGAGGGCCGAUGGUUUCCACCACAGAAACCAGCCUUUUGAAACACCUGGAUUACCUCUGUGAAACUGAAGCUGUGGGGGUUGAAAAGCGUUCCAUUGAAAGUGAGCAAACACAGCCGGCCCGGGUGACGUAAGCUUUAUCUUAACAAAACAACAGAGAGAAAUCUUUCGUUUAGGCUACUAAUGUAACGUUUUUUUUUUUUGUUUUUUUUUUAGAGAGAACUUUAUUUACUCUGCCUUCUCAGACUGUUGACAUUUGGAAUUUUUUAACAUGACUAAAGUCAGGAGGAUAUCUUCUUCUCCUCGCAGUGCUGUCGUGUGGCUUUCCACUGCCAACCUUUGGAACACAAGAGCCCUUUCCAGUUAGCCAACUUUAUACAAAAUGUAAACACCUCGCAGAGCAGCUGUCUUCACUUCAUCGUGCCUUCAAUCCCGUCUUUUUUGGUAUUUUUAUUCUUUCUUUUAAGCAGUGACAUAUACAGUAUGUAUUGUACUUAAUCUCAGAUUUGUUUUUACAAGGCUUGAUUUUAUUAUCUACGAGAUCUCAGCUGCUGCUAGGCCAAGGAGUCGCAUGGUGAUAAGCCUUGGGAAAGGAAGGAUGCCCUAAAUUGUCUCAUUUUUCCCCCGGUGUUAUUUUCAGUCCGGAACACGGGAUGCAUAAAGAAACAACAUUUGUGCUCCAGCUAGAUUACCAAUCAUUCCCAGAAGACAGAAAAGAAGCUAUUCCCACAGCGAGUGGAUCAGUGUCUAAAUAAAGCAAGUGUGCAGGAAUCCAAACAAAACAAGAAUAUGACGAUAAACUAAAAGCACAGCUUACUCAGGACUCCAUUUCAGUUGAUUUCAUCAUGGACACUAAAAAAGACUUAUCUCUUCUUCUUGGCAAAAGAAUCUGGUAUUUUAAGUAAUUAAAGUUUCAUGAUGAACGGAGAAUUUAUUUUCUACAAGAUUAAUGGAAGGAAAAUGUUUAAUUUAACAUUAGUUGUGGAAAACACACCUGGUUUAUUCAGGAAAAAUAUAUAUUUUCUUCUGAAAUAAAUCCCCUACAUCAUUCA
Astyanax mexicanus (Mexican tetra) is the source of this 3455-nucleotide messenger RNA. RefSeq names its product sorting nexin 18a (gene snx18a). The record is from RefSeq and is a predicted model, not a curated record. Lineage: Eukaryota; Metazoa; Chordata; Actinopteri; Characiformes; Acestrorhamphidae. The coding region runs from base 341 to 2104 and encodes 587 amino acids. Gene Ontology annotation, biological process: protein transport; cleavage furrow formation; endocytosis. The transcript has 2 exons. Gene Ontology annotation, cellular component: cytoplasmic vesicle; plasma membrane. Gene Ontology annotation, molecular function: phosphatidylinositol binding; protein binding.